GUUAACAGCACUGAUUCUUACCAAUGUGUUGGAGUUAUCGUUAACAGCACUGAUUCUUACCAAUGUGUUGGAGUUAUUGUUAACAGCACUGAUUCUUACCAAUGUGUUGGAGUUAUCGUUAACAGCACUGAUUCUUACCAAUGUUUUGGAGUUAUUGUUAACAGCACUGAUUUGGAGUUAUCGUUAACAGCACUGAUUCUUACCAAUGUGUUGGAGUUAUCGUUAACAGCACUGAUUCUUACCAAUGUGUUGGAGUUAUUGUUAACAGCACUGAUUUGGAGUUAUCGUUAA
Molecule: messenger RNA, 291 nt
Organism: Lottia gigantea (owl limpet)
Lineage: Eukaryota; Metazoa; Mollusca; Gastropoda; Lottiidae
Exons: 1
Source: RefSeq, a predicted model, not a curated record